Messenger RNA from Drosophila rhopaloa, 328 nucleotides. Its product is annotated as metallothionein-2. The transcript is spliced from 2 exons. Lineage: Eukaryota; Metazoa; Arthropoda; Insecta; Diptera; Drosophilidae. The coding region runs from base 111 to 236 and encodes 41 amino acids. Gene Ontology annotation, molecular function: metal ion binding. The record is from RefSeq and is a predicted model, not a curated record.
GACUGGAUCGGGUAUAAAGAGCAGAGUUUUGCAACCAGAAGUCAUCACAAAGUUUAAACGCUUCAACGUUUCGUUAACAGCACAGUCCAACAAACCACAUAACCAACAAGAUGCCUUGCAAGGGAUGCGGAAACAACUGCCAGUGCUCAGCCGGCAAGUGCGGAGGAAAUUGCGCCGGAAACAGCCAAUGUCAGUGCGCCGCCAAGACAGGAGCCAAGUGCUGCCAGGCCAAGUGAUUGCCAUCACACAUUUAUCCUAAUUAGUUUUUAAUAGUUGUUACAAAUCUCCGACUGAAGCUGAAUAAAACCCAUUAUAAUGUAAAAGAAAA